AUGUAUAGACAAAUACCUUUAUCUGUUGCGUUCAGUAGUGAAAACCCUGACGUCAAAAUAAAGGGGAACAGAGUAACGUUUAAGUUUCCAACAGACUGGAUUGUGAACAUAAAUGAAGAGAAGUACAUUGGCAUAACAUCUAUGUAUAUAACACGUGCUUUCAGAAAGGUUGACUUUAUACUUCAAGUCGAGAUAGAAAAUGACGAACAGUCUUUAAGUGCCCAAAACAUUCACAUAUACAAAUACUUUAAAGACGAUACAACAUUGCUACAAUGUAUGACUUCAUUUAAUGAGAUGUUCGAGAAAAAGUUUAACAUUGAAGUACAAACUUUACAGCCUUUACGUGAGUUUCUUGCACAACUGAAAGAAGAAGGUAGUCAGCCACAAUUUAUAGACUUUCAUUAUGAAUUUAAUGAAAAUGAAGAUGGAACUCAUGACUGUCAGUUUGUUGUAUUCUCACCAUUCAAUGAAGUCGCUAAAAAGAAAGAAAAUCCAUUACGUAUAAGAUUUCAAAUCUCUGAACCAAGUGAUGAUUUCAAAAAUGUUUUCAAUUAUGAUGCAAUGCUUCCGAGGAAAAAUGAAUUUUCAAAGAUUGUAACACCCGGCAUUUGGGAUAGAAAGUAA
Molecule: messenger RNA, 624 nt
Organism: Trichomonas vaginalis G3
Lineage: Eukaryota; Parabasalia; Trichomonadida; Trichomonadidae
Exons: 1
Coding region: 1-624 (207 amino acids)
Source: RefSeq, a predicted model, not a curated record